AUGGCCAUUAGAAACCAGACUAUGGUGACUGAAUUCAUCUUGGUCUCCUUUCCAGAUGUCCAGGAGCUUCAGACACUGCUAUUUGUCGUUCUCCUGCUGAUUUACAUGCUCACCAUAACAGGAAACAUUGUCAUCAUCUCCUUAAUAUGGACAGAUUAUCGUCUCCAAACUCCUAUGUAUUUCUUCCUCAGUAAUUUGUCAUUCUUGGACAUUUUGUUUACAACUACUAUUGCCCCCAAGUUGCUAGCUUGCCUCUUACAAGAGAAGAAAGCCAUCUCAUUUGCAGGCUGUAUCACCCAAACCUAUUUCUAUUUCUUCCUGGGGACAGUGGAGUUCAUCCUCCUGGCAGUGAUGUCCUUCGACCGCUACGUGGCCAUCUGCAACCCCCUGCGCUACACCACCAUCAUGAGCAGCAGGGUCUGCCUCCUGCUGGUGUUGGGCUGCUGGGUGGGGGCCUUCCUGUCAGUGCUGUGCCCGACUAUUGUGGUGUCCAGGUUGCCAUACUGCACUGAAGACAUCAGCCACUUCUUCUGUGACAUUGCCCCUCUGCUGCAGGCGGCCUGCAUCGACACACACUUCAUUGAAAUGAUAAACUUCCUCUUAUCUUCCCUUGUUGUCCUAUCAUCCCUGGUGCUCACCACAGUGUCCUACACCUACAUCAUCUCCACCAUCCUGCGCAUCCCCUCCGCCCAGGGUCGCCAGAAAGCCUUCUCCACCUGCGUGUCUCACAUCACCGUGGUCUCCAUCGCCUACGGCAGCUCCAUCUUCAUGUAUGUGAGGCCUAAUCAGAGCUACUCACUGGACUUUGACAAGGUGACAGCUGUCCUCACUACAGUCGUGACCCCUCUUCUCAACCCCUUCAUUUACAGCUUGCGGAAUGAGAAGGUAAAGGAAGUCUUAGGAGAGUCGAUUAGCAGGAUAGUUCCACCACAUUCCAAAAGAAUGUGAACUAACCCAUUUGAGCUAUGCUUCUUCUGUAUGGUGCCUGCUUCUGUGUGAAGAGUGGGCACAAGAAUGUGACUUAAACUCAAGAAACCCAAGACUAUGUGCAGGAGAACCUGACAUCACACACCAUUAACAGCAAAGUAUUAUAAUCUUACUAUGGAUAACCAGAAAAAAAAUCAGAACUGACACCUUUGCCCCUUGAAAUUCUUUGCAUGGAACAGGAUGGUGGGAACACUCCAAACAGAAAUCAUGUAAGAGCUCCUGCCCAGCAUUUAUUCAGACGUUCAUUUCAAUAGAUGUAGAUCCAUUUUGUUACUUUUCUAAGCAUCCAUUUGCUCAACUGCAAAAAGGUAGCAGGAAUCUGUGUUGUAUUUUUCUCACAGGGCACUUGUGGCUUCAAGAUCAUUUUUAAAAAAGUAACAUAGUCAUCACAUUUAGAGAUUCAUAGAAUGGACAGGAGGAAGCUUUCACCAGCCUUGAGAUGCUUCCCCUUUGAUGAUCUUGACUAGA
This is a messenger RNA of Erinaceus europaeus (western European hedgehog), 1455 nucleotides long. RefSeq names its product olfactory receptor 6M1-like. The record is from RefSeq and is a predicted model, not a curated record. Lineage: Eukaryota; Metazoa; Chordata; Mammalia; Eulipotyphla; Erinaceidae. The coding region runs from base 1 to 948 and encodes 315 amino acids. Gene Ontology annotation, cellular component: membrane. Gene Ontology annotation, molecular function: olfactory receptor activity; G protein-coupled receptor activity. Gene Ontology annotation, biological process: G protein-coupled receptor signaling pathway. The transcript has a single exon.